Laccaria bicolor S238N-H82 is the source of this 1677-nucleotide messenger RNA. RefSeq lists its product as uncharacterized. NCBI's taxonomy places the organism in Eukaryota, Fungi, Basidiomycota, Agaricomycetes, Agaricales, Hydnangiaceae. The coding region runs from base 1 to 1677 and encodes 558 amino acids. The record is from RefSeq and is a predicted model, not a curated record. The transcript is spliced from 8 exons.
AUGUCUAAAAGUAAUGCACAGCGGGAACACUACUGUAACCGGACACGAGAGAGGGAUGGGAAAUGCUUGGUCACGGGACAGAGAUUCGCUACAUGGAGUCCACUGAGGGCCGCCCACAUAUUUCCUCGUGCCCACGUUGAUGAAUGGGUAAGCAAACAGUUCCAUCACCUCGUCACCGAUACCGCACCUGCAUCGGACGUUGGUGGUUCUUCAAAAAUUGACUCUGUGCAAAAUGUGAUCAUGUUACGAAGUGACCUGCGUGAUAUGUGGGAUAAUUAUGAGUUUGGUGUCAACCCUGACGACAAUCAUCGCAUCACCGGAUUCAUCAAUGGCUUAGACGAUGUGCACGGUUUGACCCUUCGCCUUGAUCAUAUUGUGAACCCGACAAUCCGCCCGCUGGACGAACUCUUCCGCGACCAUUUCCUGCAGGGCGUUCUGAAACAUGUGAAAGGUGCGGGAGAGCCAACCUGGGACUACGAGGAUGCGUUUAGUGAUGGUGGCUUCGAUCUGUCGAGACAAGAGAUCUGGGGAAGCGUCGAGGGGAAGGAGCGGCUGGAGCUGGAAUUUUUUGAUAGGCUCUUUGAACAUCAAAUCGCAGAGGACUUAGGCCAAGGGAGUGCGGACGACACUGGAUACUCCUUCCUGGUAAAUUUUGUGCAGAAGGAUCACUGUAUACAAACAGCCUUGAUUUCGAUCAUAGCUCCGGACUUUCCCUCCUACCUCCAUGAUCGGAGCAAGCACAGCAUAUACGGGUAUAAAGACGUGGAGGCUGACAAUGUCACGGUGCAGAGGGCAACUAUUUCUUAUCAACUCAAGCGACGUCAGGGAACCACCAAUAUCACGCGAUUCGCGCAGAGGCUACGGGGCACGAUACAGGCGAAAGGGCAUCGUUACUUGCACUAUCGUGUCUAUUAUGUAAACGACGGCGGGAUUGCUACCAACAACCCCAACGAGAGCCGAAUCCUCACCAAAUCUGUUGUCCCGCCUCAUACCGUCACGUCACUUAAAAAUUAUUUGUGUCAUAUCGAAGGUGUCCUUGAGAGCGCAGAAUCCUGCUUGUUUGCGUCCCUCUCGGACAAGAAAGCGAUGAACGAAGCCGCACAAAUAUCCCUCCUUGGCUCCUCUGGUCCUGGAGUAUCGGCGCUUGAUCCAGUGGCGUUGGUCGUUCACUCGGACAGGUCGGUCGUUGUGAAACAAAAGAACCCUCUCAAGGUUCCUCACGUUCAAUCGAGUCCCAAUUAUGGCAAGUUCAUCAUUCUUCUAGUACCCGCUAACAAUUUACUCUUAUAUAUUCUUUGGGCAGUUUACUACCGCCUUUAUUCGACGAAGGAGGAGAUUCCUUCCAAGAUGGCAUUCAAGAAAGGUGACAGCUCCAUGGGCCGUUUUGAUCCACUUGCUAUUGCACCUCCCCAUACAGUCGCUUCGGUCAAAGCCUGCUUAUUGAAAAUGGAGGGCAUAUCUUCCUUAUCUUCUGCAACGUCGCAACUUUUUGCUGUUUUGAACAGUGAAGCUCCGAUGAGGGAUAAGACUCGGUUACGGUUUCUAAAGCACCCCUACCCAGGUUGCGCCGGUGACAAUCCCAUGGCCUUUGUAGUAGACGCCCCGCAGGAGUAUCGGGUCAAAUCAAAAUACAAAUGUGUGCUUACCUCCAAGUCUCCUAGACCGAUCGACCGCUGA